Fopius arisanus is the source of this 1255-nucleotide messenger RNA. RefSeq lists its product as uncharacterized. Lineage: Eukaryota; Metazoa; Arthropoda; Insecta; Hymenoptera; Braconidae. The record is from RefSeq and is a predicted model, not a curated record. The coding region runs from base 22 to 420 and encodes 132 amino acids. The transcript is spliced from 3 exons.
AAUAAACGUGAAUGUCCCUAGAUGAGUCUGCCGAUAUUAUCGAUCGAUGAUAAAUCAAUUUAUGCUAUCGUAUCGUUGAUAUUUUUUGAUUGUGUUCGUGUCAGUCACCGGGAUCGGUUAAUUUUCUCCAGCCAAUUAGUGGAGUUGUUACUGCUCGUUCACCCUCACUCAUACCUCGUGACAAUCCAACGGAUUGAGGAAUUGUCACGGGCAAUUGUGGAGAAUCCUCGACGGUUGGGAGCCGGGAAUGUGUGGGCGAGAGGCUGCUGGCGUCGUUUCUUUCGACGAAACAAUGAUUCACCUCUACGUCACAACAACCGGGUGAUGAGGAAAGAAGAGGAGCAACCGGAGGAUGAUGCACUGGAGGAGGACCGACAUCCGAGCAAGUUUUAUCCUCAAAACAUGGGACUCCGGUACUGAUGAUGAGCUUUGAGGAGCAUUGAGCGACUCGUUAAAAUGUAACGACAUUGUUGGGUUAAUGUGUGAGUCUUUUAAACGGUUCCUUCAGGCUCCCACAGUAUUUCCUCCCAGUGCUCACUCUCCAAGUUUAUUACCUUCUUCACCUGUCGACUCUCCGACAUUCGUCAUUUUUUCACAUCCAACAAUAGCUCCCAAUUUAUAGAAAGUAUGCCUCUACACAAUGUGUAUAAUAGGCAUUCGAAAAAUACAUAUGUUAUAUAUAAUUUGUUUAGAUAUACUGAAAAUAUACACACCGCAUAUAGUUUAUAUAUUUAAAAAAGAGUACUGGUGAGAUAAAAAGUAUUUAGCAUUUACAGAGCUCAAAGUUUUACUCUGAAAUUUUUGGGGAACUGAUAAUAUGAAAAACAUGGAAUUCCUUUUUAAUGCAUUUUUGAACUUUAUUUUUAAGAAAAAUCAGUGCAAUUUCGCAUGAUCGUCCCAAUAUUAAUAUUCCAUUAAAAAUUCAAAUAAAUUGAAGAAUCUCUUGUUUAUAGUUAUUUCGUUAUUGCAUUUAGUGUUGGUUCUAAAAUACAGACAGUUACGAGUCCACAAAAUUCCAGUUUUUUUGUUCAAGUGUUCUUAAACAUUGAUUCAAAUUGAAAUCUAUCGAUUCGAGAUGGAAAUGUGGGGAGACUUUUUGGACUUGAUUCAGUUUCCAACAAAAAAGUUAUUUAAUAUUUCCCUUCUAAUCAGAAUAGUUAUCGAGAUCAUAUUCAGCGAAACUGUAAGAUUUUACUUUUCAUUUUACCACCGCAUUGAUGAAAUUAUCAUUUUUUGAUGUGCGGGUUGUAAAAAU